Messenger RNA from Drosophila arizonae, 1459 nucleotides. RefSeq names its product aurora kinase A (gene aurA). Gene Ontology annotation, molecular function: ATP binding; protein kinase activity. The record is from RefSeq and is a predicted model, not a curated record. Gene Ontology annotation, biological process: protein phosphorylation. Lineage: Eukaryota; Metazoa; Arthropoda; Insecta; Diptera; Drosophilidae.
AUCAAAGAAUUGUUAUCGACAUUCACCAGGAAACGCAUGCACGCGCUUCCAAAUUCAAACGAACGGCAUUUUAUUUUCACACAGAGAUCACUGUGAUCAGACCUGGAAUUUGCACCAAUUAAAUUGAAUAAGAUUUUUUAUGACUGAUUAAAAACAACUAAUUUUAGCUUAACAAAUAUGUCCCAAAAACCAAAUAAUGUGUUGCGUGCAAAGGAAAAUGCAUUACCCAAGACAGGACCUGCUGCUGCUCCUGGCCAUUCUGCAAUGGCAAUGCAGAAAAAGCAAUUGCUAACAAAAAAGCCAACGACUGAAAAUGUGGCGCCUAGUGGCAGCAAAACUAACGCACAAUUCGCAAAACCCCUAACGAAGCCCGCGAUUGGCUCACAGCAAAAACAACAAAAUACGGCAGCGGCUUCUGUAGCGGAAGCUAAAAAAUAUGUAAAUCCUGUUUUGUCUAACAAUGAAAAGCAAGCUCCGUCAUCAGCCACUGCGAGUAGCAGCAGCAGUAGCAGCAGCAGCAACACCAACACCAACACUGAAAAGGAUAAGACUGAAUCAGCGACAGCCAAACCCAAAAAAACUUGGGCGCUAAGUAACUUUGACAUUGGUCGCCAGCUGGGACGUGGGAAAUUUGGCAAUGUGUAUUUGGCUCGCGAAAAGGAAUCCCAAUUUGUCGUUGCACUGAAAGUACUUUUCAAGCGUCAAAUUGGUGAGACCAAGGUCGAGCAUCAGGUGCGACGCGAAAUCGAAAUUCAGUCGCACCUGAGGCAUCCACAUAUCUUGCGUCUGUAUGCCUAUUUUCAUGACGAGGCACGCAUCUAUUUGGUUUUGGAGUAUGCGCCCCAAGGAACGCUGUUCAGCGCACUGCAGGCGCAGCCAAUGAAACGCUUCGAUGAUCGCCAGUCGGCCACUUAUAUCAAGGCCCUCUGCUCAGCGCUGUUGUACUUGCAUGAGCGCGAUAUCAUUCAUCGGGAUAUUAAGCCGGAGAAUCUGCUUCUGGGCCACAAAGGAGUGCUGAAGAUAGCCGAUUUCGGUUGGUCCGUGCAUGAGCCGAAUUCGAUGCGUCUUACCCUUUGCGGCACGGUUGAUUAUUUGCCACCCGAAAUGGUGCUAAACAAGCCGCAUACCAAGAAUGUAGAUCUUUGGAGUUUAGGUGUGCUUUGCUUUGAACUGCUUGUGGGUCAUGCGCCAUUCUUUUCAAAGACCUAUGAAGAGACCUAUCAAAAGAUACUUAAAGUGGAUUACAAAACACCGGAGCACGUCUCGAAAGCAGCGGCUCAUUUAAUCUCCAAGCUCUUAGUGCUAAAUCCGAUGCAUCGAAUGCCACUGGAUCAGAUUAUGUUACAUCCAUGGAUUGUGGCGCAUACUCAGUGAAUCGCUCGACUGGUUGAAUCUUAAAUUCAUUUUAACAUUAUUAUUUUAUUGUUUCAGUUUCUUCAGUUCAUCUGACUUUGUUUAA